GCUGCGCGACGCAUCUGCCUGCUCAGCUCGGACGGCUCUCUCACCUCCUCCUCCUGCCCACACUCCCCUCGGGUUGCCCUCUCGGCACGGUGAAAUGACAAACGAACCACAGACACCUCAGCGAUCCGACGAUGCGCACGACGCCGAGCCUCCAUCCCCUUCGACGAAACGAUCUCAAUCCAAGUACUUUCAGCCCACCAACGCAUCCCUAACCACACCCAUCUCAUCCUCCACAUUCUAUGGGUCUGAGCGAGCUGGCUCGUCUCAUACGGGCUACAUCGCACCAACUACGUCUCCGUAUCGCGAGCCUGAGGUCGUAGAGGACAGGCCCGCGCCCAGCCAGCCGAAGGAGGACUCCACACUCGCGGACUGGUCGGCGCAACAGGCGUCCUCGUCCGGAUGGGAGACACAGUGGUCUGGUCAUCUGUGGCCGGAAACCUCUGGGGCACACAAGAUAGCCAUCGACGGUCGCGACGAGUUCCAAGAACUCAACUGGUCUAACCUUGCAGUGCAUGAUUCCAAGCCCAGGCCAGGAUCGGGUAUGCUUCCUCCUUUACUCGCGGACGAACUACACAAUCCAGACCAUCCCCUCUACUCUGUCAAUGUCACUACUCAACUUCCGCCUACAACGCCCAACGGCGCGCAGCUCGCGCCGUCGCAAGAGGAAGCACGGACGGCAAUACCCCAUGCGCGGUCGUACUACUGCGCGGAGCACAACGGCUGGGUCCUCCUCUGGUGGGGCACGUCUACCGUUCUCCCGCCUCUCGCCCGUACUAUUGAUAACCUCCCGGACCCUACGCGGCGGAAAUGGACCCAGUCGUGCGUAGGCGAUGGCGAACAGCCGUUCGGGCAAGUGAACGCCACCCACCACUGGCAUCGCUACGAACGCGCCAUUGACUCGCGGUACCUGAGCACGCCGUUCGAGCGCGAAGAGGAGACCCUCCUCGACCUUUAUCUCUGCUGCCAGUGCACGAAAUAUUGUAUGGUCUCCGAAGUCCUUCCGGGCGUCAUCCCACAAGAUGUCCACCAAUCGUUCGUUCGUGAUAGGUGGAGCCACCCUCCUCUCGGUCGGACACCUAAGGCGAGCGUAUUGGCGGGAUGGGAGACGAUGCUAACCAUCAUCGAGAACCGGCUCUGGAAGGAUGAACAACGCGCGCUACCCGUCACCCGCCCUCGCUUUCAGCAGAAGCUAGGCUGGAACGAUACUGUUCGCAAGAUGUUCGAACUCCUUGAAUUCCCUAUUGAUCGCAUCGGCAAUACGGUAGCCACCUCCACUGACAAUCGCUCGACCACCGAAGAACUUGGCUUGCAGCCUCCAAACAUCGACCCCGCCACGCCUGAAGGGAAGCGCAUACGGGCGAAGCUAUUGCGUGCAUGGGCAGAGAUAUCGGCUUGGCUGGCUAUCUAUCGCAAGUCGAAUGGAGACCUGGGCGGAUAUUCCACGCAAAUACUGCACGUCGACGCCACAGAGGUUCGGGAGAUGUAUCAGAUGGAAAUUGGCGCACACGUCAAUCAGAUUCCGCGAGGCCUGCUGCCCGACGCGCUCGUGAAUCUUGACAUCCUGAACAACGCGUGGAAGGCGCUCGGCAUGACACCGUCUUCGUAUUCAUGGGAACUACUGGGCUUCGCGUACCUAGCGCAAUGCCGCUGCGACCCCCUACGGACGACCCUCUACUUCACGUACUUUUGCCAAAUCGUCCAGACGCUGGCGAACGUCGGUGAGGCAUCGCCUGACCUUCAGCAGUUGAUCCACGACGAGCGUAAACGUUAUCGAUUCACGCUCGACGACUUCCGCGAAUCCGUUGCGCUACUGGGCUUUGGCAAGGAUGGCGAACUGGGCGUCGAGUUCGAUGACGACGUCGACGAAAAGUUCAUCCUCGAAGCGUGGCGCAAUGCGAGGAGACGGACGUGGGCCGACACGGCAAAGGGUGGAGAGAUUCGGAUGAGGCUCAACGACGCCCUCAAGAUCAUCGCUGAUACUAGGAACAGUCAGACCCUCAACUCAGCAUGGGAGCGGGAGAAGGGCAGUGGUAUGACUCCGGAGACUGCAUACUCAACGCUGGAAGUACCAAAGGAUGUAGACGAGACGAUGCUGAUUACGAUCUAUGCGAUGCGGGUGGAGGAUCAGCCGAGUCAGACAGACAGGAUGAAGGAGGCGCUGUCCGUCAUUACGGACGUUACGAACAGCGAAAGGCUACGAAAGUUCCUAGAAACUGGAAUGGAUCCGGGCGAUGCGAACCAAACCAGUAAACCCGAGAUGCCGCGCGGGUUGAAUCAAUUAGGCAAUACCUGUUACCUUAACUCUUUGCUGCAGUAUCUAUACACCAUCAAGGAUCUGCGUGAGGCCGUCGCCCCGUUCGCCGAAUCAGGCGACGAGAAGAUGAUAGAUGACAGCAAGUUCACGGAUGACGACCUCAAACGGCAUCGUGUGGGCGGAAGAUUGGUCACAAGACGAGAGAUAUCGCGUUCCAAGAAAUUUGUCCGCCAGUUGGCCAGUCUCUUUUGGAACCUCGAGUACUGCGAGAUCCCGGCCGUUACUCCGUCCAUCGACCUGGCCAAGCUGGCAUUGGUCACUUCGCAGGACGAGGAAGAAGACGACAUUAGUCGUCCCGGAACUGAAGGAUCGAACGACACAGAUGCGACGCUCGUUGAAGAUGUCCCGUCGCAUUCGGGAUACGACCCGCCAUCUCCGCCGCCGCUAGCUAGCCCGACUGAAAGUGUACUCGGUAAGAGGCAUCGUGGCUCAGAUGACAUGGACGUCGAUAUGCGAUCCUCUCCGCCUGAAACAGCGAGGGACAACGAUAGCCAUUCUGCUGCAAUCGCCGAAGCAGUUGCGUCGUCGUCGAAGCUGCAGAUGGAUGCCGACGUCGAUCAGUCCGAUGCGCGGGAUCUUUCUGACGGUCAAGUCUCCAAGGCACCUCCAUUACCAAAAAGGCCUCGCCCAACUGAUGAUUCUGUCAUGAUGUUCGGCCGUCAACACGAUGUGUCCGAAUGCAUGGACAACUGCAUUUUCCAGAUCGAAACGGCAUUACUCGACUUCCAGGAGAUGGCCGGAGCUGAGGACGACAAGACUAGUAUCGUCAAGAGACUGUUCUUCGGCAAGAAGAGGCAAAGGCUGACGCCUCUGUCGGCCACGGACGAUACACGACACAAGUCUUCCAUCCACGAGAAGGAAGAUCUCUUCUCCCACCUGCACGUGAACGUUUCGGACGAAGGAUUCGACCUCUACGAUGGCCUCGCACGUUAUUUUGACGAUGUAGUCGAGUUCGAUGGUGUGAAGAAGCGGAUGGAAGUAUCGCUUGUGGAUCUUCCUCCAUUACUCCAGAUACAGCUCCAACGAGCCCAGUUCGACAGAGAAACACAGCAAGCCUACAAGUCGCAAGCGUACGUGAAGUUCGGCGAGACGCUUUACGUGGACAGGUUCCUUGACAGCGCGGACGGGUCCAAAAAAGCGGAAUCAAAAGCCAUUCAAGCAGAACUCAGCGUGAGUCGCGAACGGAUACAGCGGCUGACGCAAGACAAGCACGCGCCGUUCGCUCCUGCGCUGGGUGCCGCUGCGGACUUUCUGGCUACGCAACAGUUGAUGCCACUACCCGAAGCGACAGAAGAUCUCGUCUCCGCGUUACAGAAGGAGCAAGAGUUCGUUACGCGAUGUCUCGAGGAUGAACGGAGCAAAGCUGCGCGGUUGAAGACGAAGAUUGAAGACAUCUGGAAGGAUGAUACCACAGCGGCCUACGAACUUACGUCCGUGUUCAUCCACCGUGGAUCAUCGCCUUCGUGGGGGCACUACUUCUUUUACUCUCGCAACCUACCAAAUAACCCGGACCAAUGGUUUAAGUACAAUGACUCAGACGUCACCGUCGUGUCGAAAGAGGAAGUCUUGGCGGAUACGACUGGUUCAACUGCCAAUCCAUACAUGCUUGUCUUUGCACGCAAAGGCUUGGAGGCCAUACGGACAGUACAUAGGUUUGAUCCUGCAACACUACAGGAUGGUUGAUGGUGGUCACGGCCCGAGAUUCCACGUUCAUGUGCUGGUUACUCAGAUACUGUACUGCAUACAUUCAUGCUUCAUCUCAUUCUACAUGUCUUUGGCUGUAAAUCAUCAUACACGAGUCUUUGCAUCCAGAUUUAUGGUGUUCGUUUUGCUUCAAAAUUUAUUAUCGCCCCCUUCUUCUCAGACGCGCCGUCGGGCGCUGACACGUGGCGCACUCCUCAGCCGCAGCCACUCACUUGGGGUUAAUGUAGGUUCGGAACAAGCCGCCUCCACGUGGUUUUCGUGCUCCGCACACCGACGAAGGAGGGGCUUGCUUC
Rhodofomes roseus is the source of this 4311-nucleotide messenger RNA. RefSeq names its product cysteine proteinase. Bases 95 to 3997 code for a protein of 1300 amino acids. Gene Ontology annotation, biological process: protein deubiquitination; proteasome-mediated ubiquitin-dependent protein catabolic process; regulation of proteasomal protein catabolic process. Gene Ontology annotation, molecular function: proteasome binding; cysteine-type deubiquitinase activity. NCBI's taxonomy places the organism in Eukaryota, Fungi, Basidiomycota, Agaricomycetes, Polyporales, Fomitopsidaceae. The transcript is spliced from 15 exons. The record is from RefSeq and is a predicted model, not a curated record.